AUCCUGUGCACAGAUCAAAGAGACGCUGAACUUAAAAACAUAAAAGUGAGGUUAAAUUUGAGCUGAAACUUGCCAAAAAACCGCCCAACUUUGCUGUUUUCCUACGAUUCCCACUGGCCAAGUAAAUAUCGAAUCGUUUUCGUUGCUUGAAUUAGAAUGGCAGACUUUUCGGAGCUGCUACAAGCAGCUGAAAGGCUCACAACCGACUUGGAGGGCACUUCUGAUCUGCCCAAAGUCAACAGAUCUCUGAAGCAAGUUUUGGAGGCCUCCAAUGAUCUCUAUUCACGUGUAGCUCAGACUGCAGGCUCGAAGGAUAUUCAAGCGAACCUCUUAUUGGGGUCCAAAGGCAUAGACUUGCCCAAAAUCGUGCAAAAACUCGAGUCAAUCAGCACCAAACGCACUUUCGAGCCAAUAGAACCAGUGGACGAUUUAGACAUUGCCAACAUCCUGCAGAAUGAGAUUCGCAACAAGAUUCUCGAAGCUUUUGAUUCUGGUUACAACGAGAUGCUGAAAUCCACAUUUGAGAACGCCUGGGAGCAUCAGCAGGCCGAAUGGAAGCAGGAAAAAAUGAAGAUUCUCAAUGCCCUGGGCGGCAGAUCGGGCCUACCGAUCGAAAUCGGCAAAGAUCAGUCGAUUCUCAUCGAAAAACCGGCCCCACCUUUAUCACACUUGGGUCCCAAUGAGAUGAUCUACGCUUCGAAGAUUAUCCAGUAUAAUAACGAUUCGGUCAGAGGAUUGUUUUCUAGGCCCAGUUUAGUCAACGUAUUUUGCGAUAUUGCAAGCGAAUUCAAGGAUGGAAAGGUGAAAGAUAUGUGGGAAAUCAUCAAGUACAUGGUCCAGUGCUCAUCAAUCCCGCAAUCGGAAGAUCCGAUAAAGACCCGAAACACCAAGCCGGUGAUUCUGAGCUUAGUGCGUCAAGGCCAGAAAUACCUAGAGGACAGGUACAAGACGUUCAUGAAUAGCAUAAUUACGGAAAAUCUCACGCACGCCGGAAGAGGCGGAAUCCCAGGCACGUACCCAUUGGUAAAGAGCUUCGUGGGGCUCAGAUUGCAGGGGGAAUAUUUGGGCUUAAAGGACGGGAUGAUUGAUGAUCGGCCUCUUUGGCCUAUGGUGUAUUACUGCUUGAGAUCGGGCGAUCUCCCAGCUGCAAUCCACUGCCUGAAGAAAAGCGGCCUAACCGAGUACAACGAGAUAAUUUCCUUACUGGAGGCAAAGCUGGGCAACCCAAAUAACCCCAAUAUUCCCAAGCUGGAGGACAGUAUUAGGUUUUCCUAUAGAAGAUUCGUUCGGAACGAAACCGAUCCUUUCAAGAGGAUCACAUGGUCGGUUUUGGGCUGUUGCGAUAUUUCUGAUGAACAUUCAGAAGUCGCCCGAACUGCCGACGAUUAUCUUUGGCUGAAACUCAGCCUGGUGCGAGCAGAUAGUUCUAAGGAAGACUCCAUCAAGUACAGUGAUCUUCAGCAAGUUAUCUUGGAGGAGUAUGGAGAGUCGCAUUACGAUGCCUUCAAUCAGCCCCAUUUGUACUUUCAAGUGCUGGCGCUCACUGGCCAGUUUGAGGCAGCAAUUGAGUUCCUAGCCAGAAUCGAGAGGUUCAAGGUGCAUGCUGUUCAUAUGGCGAUUGCUCUGAACGAGCUGUAUUUACUGGCUGGGCCUCAUGACACUAGUGCACCUCUUCUUUUCAUCGACCCCGCGGACCCAAAGCCGGCCAGACGAUUAAAUCUGGCGCGCUUGAUAAUGAUUUAUGUGCGAUCUUUCGAGUUUCACUGCCCCAAUGAAGCACUCCACUAUCUGUAUCACCUGAAGAACUAUACAGAUUCCGAAGGUCAAAGUCUUUUUAAGGUUUGCGCUGUGGAUUUGGCGCUGGAAACGAAGGAAUACGCACAACUACUAGGAACAGUUGAUGGGAACGGGAUCAGGAACAAAGGCUUGAUUGAUCAGUUUAUUGAUACGCAUGUCACUGCAGUGAGUGUGGCCGAAACCAUUGCGGCUAAUCUAGUGAACAAGGGCCUGUACGAAGACGCAAUUGCGCUGUUUGAUAUAGCCAAUAACCAAGAGGGAAUUUUGACGUAUUUAUGCACCAUGUUGUCCCAAGUGGUUCAGCUGGAGGGCGACCCCAACUCUUUGAGAACCAGAUUGAAGAACCAGGCCUUUUACUAUGCUGAGCGCAUUUCCAGAGAAGGCUUCAAGUCGGAGCGCUCGGAUUUGAAGUUUUCCUUUUUCACCCUCAACAGACUGAUUACGUUCUUCGAUCUGUACUAUGAAAAAGAGUUCCCACAGGCCUUAAAGGUUUUAAAUGACAUAAAACUGGUGCCGUUCAGAGAGGAAGAGCUCAAAGACCGCGUGUUCGAUGUUACCCACAAUUUAACUUCGAAUGUUGCCAAAGUUAUUCCGGAUGUGCUCCUGACGACGAUGAACAUGCUGUUUGCUCAGUAUCAAAAAAUUAAGUCUAAUGUUGAGUUCAUUCCGCGGUUCCAAGAAGGGCCUUUGGAAGCACAAAUGUCUUAUUUGAGGCAACAGGCCAAGACUAUCACGAAUUUCGCUGGGAUGCUUCCAUAUAGAAUGCCAGGCGACACAAACAGCAGACUGGUGCAGAUGGAAAUUCUGAUGCAUUAAUUAGAUGUUUUUUAUUACUGAAUAAACGCCGUUUCUUGA
Molecule: messenger RNA, 2652 nt
Organism: Dendroctonus ponderosae (mountain pine beetle)
Lineage: Eukaryota; Metazoa; Arthropoda; Insecta; Coleoptera; Curculionidae
Product: nuclear pore complex protein Nup93
Exons: 13
Coding region: 157-2613 (818 amino acids)
Biological process (GO): poly(A)+ mRNA export from nucleus; protein import into nucleus
Cellular component (GO): nuclear pore
Molecular function (GO): structural constituent of nuclear pore
Source: RefSeq, a predicted model, not a curated record